Messenger RNA from Erpetoichthys calabaricus (reedfish), 2242 nucleotides. Its product is annotated as prolactin-releasing peptide receptor. The transcript is spliced from 2 exons. The record is from RefSeq and is a predicted model, not a curated record. NCBI's taxonomy places the organism in Eukaryota, Metazoa, Chordata, Cladistia, Polypteriformes, Polypteridae. Gene Ontology annotation, biological process: G protein-coupled receptor signaling pathway. Gene Ontology annotation, molecular function: neuropeptide Y receptor activity; neuropeptide binding. The coding region runs from base 1031 to 2068 and encodes 345 amino acids. Gene Ontology annotation, cellular component: plasma membrane; neuron projection.
AGCAAGCUCUAAAUGAAGGACGGCGAAGUGGAACGCCCAUCUCAUUUAUCCAAGCCCGAUAGGAGCUCCUGAAUGAAAUUGGUCCUAUAUUUAACGCGAUGGCACGCUCGAAUGCCGCCAAGCACUUAUGAAUAUUUCAAUGAUUGCAUUGGCCAGAGCAGGUUAUGAGGCAGAACACUUCAUGUCUGCUUCUCAUUUGCAAUCAUUCGGGUUCAUAUGGCAACGAAAACAAAAAUCACUGAAUGAAGUUCUGCGAACACGCUGAGGUGGACAGGAUUAACAGAGAACAGGCGCCGCCUAGCGUCCGCACGGCAGAUUUGUACUGCGUGGAAAAGAGAAAAGGACGCUUCACCUGCUGAAGGAUAGAUACUUCGUUGAAACGAACGUUUAAAUGGCACGGAGAGCCGCCAGGUGCUUCUGUUAAUGGAAAGAAAACUGGCUGUGUCCGUCUUUACUAGUUACUCCUGAAAUGAACAGAUUAAAUUAAUAUGGAGAUACGGAGAAACGAAAGGCACCGAAUUUUAAUACAAUGGUAAUCAUUUUCGCUUGGAUAUCGGAAUCGUUUAUUCCAGCAUGACAGUUUUCGGGAAAGAACGAGAGCUUUUUUGACAUUUAGACUCCAUCUGAUGUUGGGCUCUUCUCGGAUUACUUGUCUGAUCCUCUUUAGAAUACGAAGAGCACUUGCAACUCCUGAACCCCGGCCAGGAGCGCCAGCGCAGUAAUCGGCGUCUAAGGAAAACGGCAACCUACCGACUCCUGCCUUGAGACAAGCACGGUAACGUCAAAGCAACUGCAGCCAACGGAAAAAGCUGGCGCACCGGAGCCUGUCCAUCCUGGGACGAGCGCAGCCGGAGUUCGUGGGUGGGGCGCAGAUGGCAGAAGUGAUUUUAGGCGUCGGCGCCUUCACUCACGAGAAAGAAAUCUUCAGCGUUUUGUCGUUCGGCCAUCACAGGUGCGUCCACCAUCGGACAGCAAUGUCUUACGAAGCAGCAGCAGCCUCGUCCAGAGUGGUGGGUUCAGCGACCUCAAGAUGAACCUUGGCAAUUUGUCUUCCACCCAGAGUCUCCUGGCCGGAAUCAGCUCCAAUAAAACAUGGCACCAGUUCACCGGCCUGCAGCUCCUGCAGUCCUUCAAGCCGCUCAUCAUCCCGUGCUACUCCUUCGUCGUGGUCAUUGGCGUCUUUGGGAACUACUUGCUCAUUUACGUCAUCUGCAAGACCAAGAAGAUGCACAACGUGACCAACUUCCUCAUCGGUAACCUGGCCUUCUCGGACAUGUUGAUGUGCGCCACCUGCGUGCCUCUCACGCUGGCCUACGCCUUUGAGCCCCGCGGCUGGGUCUUUGGGAUGUUCAUGUGCUACUUCGUGUUCCUCAUGCAGCCGGUGACCGUCUUCGUGUCGGUCUUCACCCUGACGGUGAUCGCGGUGGACCGGUUUUACGCCACGGUUUACCCCCUCAGACGGCGACUCACCAUCCCCACCUGCGCCUACAUCCUGACGGUCAUCUGGCUGCUCUCUUGUGCCUUGGCCGCUCCGGCCCUUGCCCACACCUAUCAUGUCGAAUUCCCGCAGCUCGAUUUUUCCAUUUGCGAGGAGUUCUGGGUGGGCAUGGAGAAGGAACGCCUGGCCUACGCUUACAGCACCCUGCUGCUGACCUACGUGCUCCCGCUGAGCGUCAUCUCCUUGUCGUGCCUGCGCAUUUCAGUGAAGCUCAAGAACAGGGUGGUGCCCGGGAACUUCACCCAGAGCCAGGCGGAGUGGGACCGGGCGAGGAGGCGCAAGACCUUUCGCCUGCUCGUGCUGGUCGUGGCGGCGUUCGCCGUCUGCUGGCUGCCGCUGCACAUCUUCAACAUGAUGAAGGACAUCGACAUCAACCUCAUCAACAAGCAGUACUUCAACCUCAUCCAGCUUCUGUGUCACUGGUUCGCCAUGAUGUCUGCCUGCACCAAUGCCAUUCUGUACGCGUGGCUACACGACAAUUUCAGAGGACAGUUGAAAAAGAUGUUCGCCUGGAAGAAGAAAAAGAUAACGCCGGCCGUGAACUGCGUGAUGACCAGCGUUGUGCUUUAAAUCGGACUGUUUUUUUCCUUUUAUUUUAUGACAUUCUUUCAUUUUAUGUUUCUAAAGAGUAUCGGAGUCCAAAACAGUACAGGCUAUGCACAGUUGGGCUCAUUAUCGGUGGGAAAAGACGGCUUGUGUCAUAAAGAAACAACAGCAGGAGCGAAAAGAAAAAGUCGCAGGAAU